Priapulus caudatus is the source of this 592-nucleotide messenger RNA. RefSeq lists its product as uncharacterized. The record is from RefSeq and is a predicted model, not a curated record. Lineage: Eukaryota; Metazoa; Priapulida; Priapulimorpha; Priapulimorphida; Priapulidae.
CCGUCUUCGAUGAGCAAGGAAUGCCCGAGUAUUUCCGAGUCGUCAUCACCGUUCCUCGUCUGAAGACAAAGCUUCGAUUUCCUACAGUCUGGAAGAGGGAUCUGGAUGAACAAACUUGCAUAAUCAACGAAAUUUCCUUCAACAAGAAGUCAUUUAAAUUUGAUGUCACAAUAAUCCAGCCACGUGGAUCAACUCCAGCAAAGAUCCGCUAUAAGUUGGCAGCGCAGGAACUGCCGGGUGUUAUCAUCCUAGGGGAGAAGGAGAGUUUUUAUAAGUUUCCAGAAGAUGGUUGUGCGGUUCUAUGCAUGAGGAAGAGCAACCCAGGAACACGUUGGCCAAGUAUGCUGGGUGUAGAAGCCAGCCCUGAAGAGCAGAGAGCAGCGAAUAAACAGCGUUAAAAUGCAUAAAAGUAAUGCAGUAUAUAUAUGCACAUAUAUGCUGCUCAUUUUUCCAGAGAUAAUGUCUGUCACUGUUAUUACCUUCGCGCAACGGAAGUCAUGUAAUCGGUCUCGUGUGUGUGUGUGUAGCCACCGCGCAAUCGAUAGCGCGUAGAGUCAGCGAGUGGCGAGUCAGCAGCAGCCACCAGUGAGCG